This is a messenger RNA of Zophobas morio, 2446 nucleotides long. RefSeq names its product transmembrane protease serine 9-like. The record is from RefSeq and is a predicted model, not a curated record. Lineage: Eukaryota; Metazoa; Arthropoda; Insecta; Coleoptera; Tenebrionidae. Gene Ontology annotation, molecular function: serine-type endopeptidase activity. Gene Ontology annotation, biological process: proteolysis. The transcript has 10 exons. The coding region runs from base 94 to 2358 and encodes 754 amino acids.
GAUAAAAACUGUAUCAAUAGGAGCAUGAGUAUAUUUGAUUGCGAGUAGUACCCAAAGUCAACUGCGAAAAAUCGUGCGAACAGAUAUAGAAAAAUGACAAGUGUUCUCGUUUGGUUGUUGCUGAGUACCUUGUUCUACACGGACUCAGAUGGAAAACUUUCCAAACCUAGAAUCGUCGGUGGUAAAGCCACCACAAUCCAAAAACACCCCUACCAAGUCUCUAUUGUCUACAUCGACACCCACAACUGCGGCGGUACCAUCAUUAACUCGUACCACGUACUAACAGCCGCCCAUUGUACCCAUGGAUUUUCAGCGUCAGUCUUACUGGUACGAGCUGGAUCCACUCAAGCUAAUUCAGGUGGACAAGUAAAACGAGUGUCUCAGAUUUUUAUACACCAAAAUUACAAUUCUGACACUUAUGAUUACGAUAUAUCUAUUUUGAGGUUAGCAGAUGGGCUAAGUUUUGGUGAUACGGUGGCACCCAUUGGGUUACCUACACAAAACGCAAAUGAUAUACCGGGUGGUCUUGUUGGUACUGCUACUGGGUGGGGUCGCUUGGCUAAAGACGGACCGGUACCACUGGAACUACAAGAAGUCGAUUUACCGACUGUUGAUGCAGCUAAUUGUGAUUUGGUUUAUGGUGGUAGUGUGACACAGAGGAUGUUUUGUGCGGGAUAUGUGGAAGGGUUGAGAGAUACGUGUGAAGGGGAUUCGGGUGGUCCUUUUGUUUAUGGAAACACUUUAAUAGGAAUCACAUCAUGGGGCGAUGGGUGUGGCGCACCAAACAGCCCAGGGGUCUACACCAAAGUGCAAUACUUUAGAACUUACAUCGACACUAUUGUUAAUAAUAGAGUACCGGCUGCUUUCGUACCUGACAUAACCGUUCGAAUCGUUGGUGGUGAGCCCACAGUCAUCGAAGAAUUUCCAUAUCAAGUCUCGUUGAUCUACAUCGACACCCAUUUCUGUGGAGGCGCCUUAAUUCACACCCAGUACGUUCUAACAGCAGCCCAUUGCACCGAUGAAAUGUUACCUGGAUUUCUUCUAGUACGGGCUGGUUCUACGUACAAGGAUCAAGGUGGACAAGUCAAACCAGUCACAAAGAUCUACCAACACCCAGACUACGACGAAAACACCUACGAUUGUGAUAUUUCUGUUUUGAGAGUGGAAAGUUCGUUCGUUCUUGGGGACGGUGUUCAACCAAUAGGGUUGCCGCUUGAGGGUGACCCAGUUGGUGAUAACGAAAUCGGAGUGGUUACUGGAUGGGGGAAACUGGCAGAGGAUGGUCCGGUACCACUUGAACUCCAACAAGUGGAAGUACCUACCAUCAACAGGGACGUGUGUGCCCGUUUAAACCGGGACGACAUUACUGAAAAUAUGUUGUGCGCUGGGUACUUGCAAGGUGGUAAAGAUACUUGUCAGGGAGACUCAGGAGGACCCCUCGUUAUUGCAGGAACUCUAGUCGGGAUAACGUCCUGGGGGAACGGGUGCGUCCAGUCCAACAGUCCCGGAGUCUACACAAAAGUGUCCUCUUUUGUAAAUUACAUCACCAAGAUCGUCUACAACUAUAAGGAGAAAUUUUUCGGUACCAAGUCAGUAGAAAUCAUGCUUCCUUUUCUGGUUUUGUGUCUGGUGCUGGCUGCCAAUGGGGCACCGGGAAAAAAUUUCGACAACAGGAUAGUGGGUGGAAGACCUACAACCAUUGAGGAGUACCCCUACCAGGUGGGUGUUCUUUUCUACGGCGCCCCAUCGUGCGGAGGCUCCAUAAUCAGUCCCAACUACGUCGUCACUGCGGCUCACUGCACCAAUGGUGUGGAGGAGGAAGGUAUAACGGUUAGGGUUGGUUCGAACGUCACUACAGCCCACGGAGAAAUUUUCACAGUAAAAAAAAUCCACCAGAACCCCAAUUUCAACUACAACCUUCUGGAUUUCGACAUCUCCAUCCUGGAACUGGAAACCCCGAUAACGUUUGGAGCCACCGCGUCCCCGAUUAAACUCGUACCCAACGACUUCCCCAUAGCUCCAGGUGCGCAAGCCACCAUCACCGGAUGGGGUACCCUAUCCGAACAAGGCAGACCCUCUUCGGAGCUCCAAGUGGUACAAGUCCCAGUGGUCAGUAACGAGGACUGUCAGAGGGAUUAUGGUCAAGACGCAGUCGUUACCGAGAGGAUGGUUUGCGCUAUGGAAGAAGGCGGUGGAAAGGACGCUUGCCAGGGGGAUUCGGGAGGCCCCAUGGUCGUGGACGGUCUCCUCGCCGGGAUCGUGUCCUGGGGCUUCGGCUGCGCCCGCCCCAACUACCCCGGUGUCUACUCCAGGGUUUCCACCCUCAGAGAUUUCGUUAGAAAUGUCACUAAUAUAUAAUUACUUUGAGAUAUUUUAUUGUAAAGAAAAUAUUUGCUUGUAAUAACUGAAACUGUACUGUGUGAUAUGAGUAAACAAAGUGGUUCAA